Molecule: messenger RNA, 1230 nt
Organism: Mya arenaria
Lineage: Eukaryota; Metazoa; Mollusca; Bivalvia; Myida; Myidae
Exons: 6
Coding region: 1-1230 (409 amino acids)
Source: RefSeq, a predicted model, not a curated record
AUGGUGUAUUGUUAUGCUUUUGGCUGUACGCAUCGCACAGGGGGCAGACAGGCUUGUGGACUCUACAGGCUUCCGACUAAUGACAAGGACAGAAAGAAAUGGAUUAACAGAUGCACAAGGGCAGACAGGCCAUAUAACAGCAACGACCGGAUAUGUAGCUGUCAUUUUGUUGAUGGGAAGAAGGAGAAUGGUCCAACCAUUUUCAGCUUCAGUAAAGAUGUGGAAGAGGCUGUGGAACCAGAAAUUGACGUCCCUGAUACAGUCACUGGCAGCAACCAUGACCAUAGCUACAUAAAGCAGCCAUUGUCAGAAAUGGAUGAUAUGGAAGGUUCUACAGCGUGUUCAAAAUCUGUUCCACAGCUGGAGGAGCAGAUUGCAGAGUUAGAGAAUGAAAUCAAAACUCUUAAACUGUCGAAACCAAGACUGACGCUGCAAGAUAUAAUUCAUGAUACAAAUAAAAUGCUGUUGUACACGUCAUUCCCAACAGAUGUUUUUCAAGUGCUGGCGAGCAUGGUUCAGAGGAUGGCCCCAUUCAACUAUUAUGCUGGUUGGACAGUCACAUGCUUUAGCAUUCAGGAUCAACUUCUGAUGGCUUUGAUGAAACUAAGGUUGAAUUGUAAGGACCUAGAUUUAGCUGUCCGGUUCAAUACCAGCAGGGCAACUGUGUCUAACGUUAUAAACACCUACAUAUCUGUAUUGCAUGAAAUACUACAUGAUGGUGUUUUAAAGGCAGUAGGAGUUCCAAGCCAGCUGAAAUGCAAAGGCUCCAUGCCAAAAUCAUUUGAAAAUUUCACCUCUGCUAGAAUCGCUAUUGAUGCUACAGAAAUCAUACAAGAUGUGCCAUCAGAUAUGAACAGUCAGUCGCUGUCUUAUAGCAGCUACAAAAGCAGACACACUGUGAAGGCUGUAACCUGUGUUGCUCCAAAUGGUGCACUUGUUUACAGUUCAGAUUUAUACCCAGGUUCCACAUCCGAUGCUGCAAUUGUCGAACAUUGUCAUGUUCUAGACCAGCUUCAGCCUGGAGAUCUAAUUCUAGCAGACAAAGGAUUUAAUAUAUUUGAUAAACUUCCAGCUGGUGUUUCAUUAAAUAUUCCACCAUUUUUAUCCAGUAAAGGACAUUUUACUAAGGAAGAGGCUGAAUUGUGUUUCAAAAUAGGGAGAAGUAGAAUCCAUGUUGAAAGAGCACCAUUAUUGAAGGAAAUUGCUGAUAAAUAUGAGAUUUUGGAGUGA